This is a messenger RNA of Brassica oleracea var. oleracea, 1837 nucleotides long. RefSeq lists its product as uncharacterized. The coding region runs from base 136 to 1659 and encodes 507 amino acids. Lineage: Eukaryota; Viridiplantae; Streptophyta; Magnoliopsida; Brassicales; Brassicaceae. The record is from RefSeq and is a predicted model, not a curated record. The transcript has 4 exons.
GUGGUUUAGGUUUCAGCGCUUCGCUUGCCUCUCUGUUCAUAAUCCUGUCGAAGAGAGAUAAGAGUUGCGUAAUUCACUCUAAGAUUUCGUCCAAAAGAAAGAUAUUUAGCGUAAAGAUCUUUUUGCAUCAAAAACAUGUCUGAUGAUUUGGUGAAUCCGGUGAUAAGCUUGAAGCUACUCAUAGACAAAGAGAAAAACAAGGUUGUAUAUGCUGAAUCUGGUGAAGAUUUCGUCGACAUACUCUUUAGUUUCUUGACAUUGCCAAUGGGAACACUCGUUAGAUUGCUUGAGAUGCAUCAGAAGUCAAAGUCAGUCCCCAUCGGCUGUUUCAACAAUAUCCACGCAAGUGUAGCGGGUAUGGCGAUGAAGCAUUUCAGUUCCCAAGCUUCCAAACAGAUGCUUCUCUACCCUGGGAGUUUGAAUCGCGACAAAUGCCAAAAGACCAAGCUGAGGAUAGAUGAUACACAGGCUACUAAAUGUUUCAUGUGCCCUAUGUUUGUGCGAAGCGGGGAAUGUAGUAAAGGGUAUAGCAAUUUCAACACCUCGAGGUGUAGCUGUGGGAAUUUGAUGAGUGAAGUCAUUCAGUUCCAAGGAGAAGGAGGCAGAGCAAGUGCAGGGCGGAAUGGUGGAGGAGUGUUUGUGAGGAGUGCUUCAUUCAUCAUCACUGAUGAUUUGAAUGUGGAAGUUAACUCUGUUCUGUCUACACUUAAACUUCUUAAAGAGCUUGGCUACGCAGCAGAUUGCCAUAAGCUGGUUGAGAUGAUUCUUGACGUCAAUCUCCAAGAGGUAGCGACUUUGCUGGAGUGUUUGUUCACAUCGGAUACUCCAUUGACGGAUACAUUUCUGAAAAAGAAAAGUUCAUGCGGUCUUAAGAGGAUGCUGAGUCCUCCCGCCUUGAGCGAUGAAGAAAAAGAAGAAAGGGAAUCAAAAGGUGAUCAAACGAUAACGCUGAAUGCAUAUGUGAGGAACAAGGAAGGGAACAUCAUGUACGUUGAGUGUGGUGAAGAUUUUGUUGAUCUUCUUUUCACUUUUCUUGCAAUGCCUCUAGAGUCUGUAUGGGGAAUAUCUGGAAAGGGAAUCAUCCUUGGAUGCGUUGGAAACUUGUGCAAAAGCUUCAAGGAGCUGAGUGCUGAUGAUUCCGCAAGAGAAGCUAAGUGUGUUAUACCUCAUUACUACAAGUGUGAUCAGAAGCAGCUGCUGCUUGAUGCUGUCACUACACAUAAGCCACCAACUUACUACCGCUUUGUUUCCUUCUCUGCGAAUCAUUUUAGAGAGUACUGUUUGAGUGACAAGUCUGAUAAGCGACUUGUGUAUGCUUGGGAUAAACUCUUGCCUGUGACUUGUAUAGAUCCCAAAUCGGAAGGAAAUAAUCAGUCAAGUGGGUUUGUGAAGAAAGGGACAAAGUUCAUGGUGACAGAUGAUCUCAUCAUUACUCCUUCCAACUCAGCCUCAGUCUUGGGAAUGCUUAAAGAUAAACAGAUCAGCCUAGAGGAUGUCGAAUGUCGAGUUAUCAGUAUGAAACAAGAAGAGGUGAUCAAAUUAUUGAGAGCUUCACUAGUGACGUUUUCUGCCUUGAGCACCGGUCUUCUAGCUAUGGAAUCAGAUUCAACAAGUGCUCCUGAAAGCCGAUUCUAUAAGAAGCCGAAGAUUGAGACUUGAGAAGCAAUGUUCAGUCCGAAACUUCUCUUGCUAAAGUUGAUCGCUAGAUAAUCUUUUUAUUUAGCAUCUAACUGUUUCAGUUACUACAAUAUCAGUAGUUUUCUUGGACAUCAUCUACUUUUGUAUGAACUUGUCAUUUUGACUGCUUCUCUUUUAUUCUUUUUUUAUGAGACGUUGA